UCUACUUUCGCAUCGGCAUCCGCUGCAAUUGUCGAUGCGCGAACCCUCAUCUGACGCCAUACGCUCUUUCCGACGUCAAUUGUCCAAUCGCUCAGUCGGUUGCGGUCAGCUCGAGCGCUGCGCCGAGUUGAUGCCUUAUUCGAUCCCUGCAUCGCCUCGUUGCAGCCUACACUAGUUUCGCCACAAUCAGUGUCUCAACGUCAGCCGCUUCAAGACUCUACUGUCCACGGGUGUAUUUAAGUCGCCUGAGAGCGCGUCUCUUUCGUGUUUUUCAUCGACGCGUCUGAUUCCAUAAUCGCGACUGGCUCUCCCAAUCAACUCUAUUAUAAUUGAUCAUAACCACAAUGUCUGCGACACAGAGCAUCCAGAUUGCAGCGGCCACAGGCAGAUACUCCAAGCGCAAGAGAGCCCAAGUCAACUACUACGAGGAAGAUGCAGCCGAGGUAGAGUACGAAAAGGGGAACCAGUCCCAAGUGGAGUACUCGCUACCUAAGAAGCGCAGGUCCGCACCCUCUUCCAAGCCUCUUCCAAAGCGCAAGAUCUUUCCGUUUCUCCAGCUACCAGCGGAGAUAAGGAAUAUCAUAUACGAAAAUUGCCUCUCCGACCCAGCGGGCAUCUAUCUCGAGGCAACGACAAAGAAGUAUCGUCGGACUGUCCAGCGUUGCCCAGAAGAUCGCUUUCGUUAUUUUCCGGCCAUGCCUGAUAGCGACGAUGGAGCGAGUGACUCCGGUGAUGAAGAGAAGGGACCUAGGAAGGAGUCUAGGCCAGGGAUGCGCCGUCUUGUACCAUCGCUCCUUGCGGUGUGCAAACAAAUCAAUCAAGAAGGCCGCGACAUUCUUUACGGGAAUCACUUCUACCUGGCCGAUACCUUGGCGAUGCACUCAUUUCUUGUCGAUCUGACACCGCGCGGGGCGUCGUUGCUGAAGCAAAUCACCCUCAUCUGUUGGGGCCAAGGCCGUGGCAUCCACAAGGCAUACAAUCAUGCUGGGUUCGCCGCUCUGGCGUCUGCGACCAAUCUGGAGAAGUUCAAAGUGCACGGAUAUCGCGGGUGGAGCGCUGAUUCGAAAUCCGUGGCGAGGACGUUCUAUCGCGACGCAUUUCCUUGGUUGGAAGCCGUUGGAGCCGCUAAAGGGAAGCUCGAUGCAGCCGUCGAUAUCAUUGAGGUGGCAUGCAACAGCUUCACAGGACAGCCAAUCUGGUGGUUGAACACUCAGCGCAACGGUUCUGGAAUGUACAAGGACAUGGAUGGAUUCCGAGCAGAGCUCAACAACCUUUUGGGCGGCCGCAUGAAGAUGAUCAAGUCUAGGCCGCGUUAGGAGAGCGGCGGCUGUCCAAUUCCAGAGGCGUUUGAUUCGUUUCUAUCAAUGAUUUCCGUCCCAGGAUGAAUGGCGCGAACAGGGGGCGUAUGCGGUAUAUCACAAAUUGUUUUAAGGAGCUCAGGUUGAUCUUCAGCUUCGAAUAGCAGAUUUAGCGAGUAUGUAUCGUGGGUUUAGGGACUAUCUGCGAUAAGUCUGUCCUUUUGCUGCCCUUUUCGUGUCACUUCCUAAUAUUCACACUGCCGGACUCUCCCACCUUCUCUCCCAUUCGCGC
Molecule: messenger RNA, 1590 nt
Organism: Trematosphaeria pertusa
Lineage: Eukaryota; Fungi; Ascomycota; Dothideomycetes; Pleosporales; Trematosphaeriaceae
Exons: 3
Coding region: 345-1316 (323 amino acids)
Source: RefSeq, a predicted model, not a curated record